Molecule: messenger RNA, 1431 nt
Organism: Magnolia sinica
Lineage: Eukaryota; Viridiplantae; Streptophyta; Magnoliopsida; Magnoliales; Magnoliaceae
Product: pentatricopeptide repeat-containing protein At5g61800-like
Exons: 2
Coding region: 1-1431 (476 amino acids)
Biological process (GO): RNA modification
Molecular function (GO): protein binding; RNA binding
Source: RefSeq, a predicted model, not a curated record
AUGCCAAUAGCUACACACCCAAAAUUCUUGAUUCUCAACCAAUGCAAGACUCUCCAACAGCUAAAACAGGCCCACGCCCAAACCAUCACACAAGGACUCAUUUCCCUCAAUCCUUCGUUCGUACUUGCCAAAAUCCUCUACUCUUUAACGGUCCUCAACGCUCCAUCAUCACCGUCCAUUCACUAUGCCAACUCCAUCUUCCAUCAAAUCCCAACCCCAUCCACCUUCGCUUACAAUAACAUCAUCCGAGCCCACACCCUCCUCUCCUCCCCACAAUCCGCACUCCUCCUGUUUGUUGAAAUGCGUCGCCGUUGUCUGCCACCUGACUUUCACACCUACCCCUUUGUGCUCAAAACGUGCGCCCGCCUCGCCACGCCCUCGACCGCACGUUCCGUCCACUCCCAAGCGUUGAAAUUCGGCUUCGGCGACCACAUUUAUGUGACGAACGCAUUGAUCCACGCCUACUCGGACUCGGAUUUGAUGGACGAGGCAAGCCAGGUGUUCAACGAGGCCCGGCAGCGGGACAUCGUGUCUUAUAACACAUUAAUCGCGGGGUACGUUAAGGCCCGCGAUAUGGACAUUGCACGUGCAAUAUUCGAUGAAAUGCCCGUUAGAGAUUCUGUUUCGUGGGGCACCCUCCUGGUGGGGUACACCCAAGUGGGCCGCUGCAACGAAGGGAUACAACUAUUUGAUGAAAUGCUCGAUCUGGGGGUGCGCCCUGACAAUGUUGCAUUAGUUGGUGCGAUCUCUGCGUGCGCACAGUUGGGCAUGUUAGAUAAGGGAAUGGCCAUCCAUGAUUACAUCAGACAGACUGGAAUCCUCCUCAAUGUGUUCCUGUCCACGGGCCUAGUCGACAUGUAUGCGAAAUGUGGGUGCAUUGGCAUUGCAAUGGACAUCUUCGAAUCGAGCCAUGACAAGAAUAUCUUCACGUGGAAUGCCAUGAUCACUGGUCUGGCCAUGCACGGGCACGGCCAGCGGUCACUUGAACUCUUCAUAAAAAUGCAGGAUGUGGGGAUCAGGCCAGAUGGGGUCACGUUCUUAGCUGUUUUGGUGGGGUGUAGCCACGCGGGCCUGGUCGAACAUGCGCGGCAGUUGUUCGAUGAGAUGGAAAGCAUUUACAAUGUUCGUCGUGGUCUAAGCCAUUAUGGGUGCAUGGCUGAUCUGCUUGGGCGGGCUGGGCUGAUCGAAGAAGCGGUAGAGAUGAUAGAGAGCAUGCCAAUGGAGGGUGAUGUGUAUGUGUGGGGGGGUCUGCUAGGGGGUUGCGGGAUACAUGGGAAUGUUGAGGUGGCUGAGAUUGCUGCUGGGCACUUGAUGGAACUGGCCCCUGAUGGUGGUGGGACCUACUCCAUCAUGGUUAACAUCUAUGCUAAGGCAAGGAGGUGGAAAGAUGUGGCUAGGAUGAGGAGGGGAGAGGUGGCACCCUCAGAUUGA